AUGGGAGACGACACGGGAAAACCUCCCCAGGAGAGCUCCGAGGAACUAUUCAACAUCCAAGAUGCACAAACGUCGAAAGCCCAGAAAGCACUUGGCAAAAGAUACAGGAUCUGCGGGGUGCUGCUGUGCCCCCUGGCGCUCUCUCUCAUCCUGACGUUUCUCGGUGUCCACUAUUUUUGGAACCUACCGCCCAACAAAAUUUACGAUAUGGAACACACGUUCUUCAGUCAAGGGGAGAUGCAAAAGAUAUUAAUGAAGAUUGACCCUGUUAGCGGGACAGAGAUCUUUCAAACGGGAAAGGACAACGGAGAAGUUCUGGAAAUACAUGACUUCAAAAAUGGAAUAACCGGCAUCUUUUUUGUGGGGGAUCCUAAGUGCUUCAUCCGAAGUCAAACGAAAGGGAUACCCGAAACGUCCAAUGUGGAAGCGGAGGAGCCCGAGGGCGAGGAAGUGACCACCUAUUUCGAGCAAUCAGUGGUCUGGGUUCCCGGGGAGAAGCCGAUUGACAACAAAGACUUCCUGGAGAAUUCCAAGGUUUUUGACCUCUGUAAAAAUGUGACUACGUACUGGAUCCACCCAGCCUUGCUAACAGAACCAGAGACCCUUGACUUUGAAAACGAAGGAGAGGAAGGUGAUCGGUUUUCCGCAAACAGGCUAGGACAAGAGGAAACUAAAGAGGAUCGUUUGGCUAAGCAAGCAAGACCGAGCCCUAGACGUCACGCUCGCCAGCUCACCGAACAGGACUUACCUGUGAACGACUACACAGAAAACGGGCUCGAGUUCCACCCCGCGUGGGAUGAAAGAGGAUACUGCUGCGCCCGCUGCCGCCGCGCCCAUCGAUACUGCCGGAGGGUGUGUGAGCCUCUGCUAGGAUAUUACCCGUACCCCUACUGUUAUCAAGGAGGGAGAGUUAUUUGCCGCGUGAUCAUGCCCUGUAACUGGUGGAUUGCGCGGAUGUUGGGGCGAGUGUAAACGCCCAGGGCAAGAAACUCGGGCACAAAAUACACUGCAG
Molecule: messenger RNA, 1012 nt
Organism: Euleptes europaea (tarantolino)
Lineage: Eukaryota; Metazoa; Chordata; Lepidosauria; Squamata; Sphaerodactylidae
Gene: TNMD
Product: tenomodulin
Exons: 7
Coding region: 1-972 (323 amino acids)
Biological process (GO): negative regulation of angiogenesis; negative regulation of endothelial cell proliferation
Source: RefSeq, a predicted model, not a curated record